Molecule: messenger RNA, 1727 nt
Organism: Scheffersomyces coipomensis
Lineage: Eukaryota; Fungi; Ascomycota; Pichiomycetes; Serinales; Debaryomycetaceae
Gene: RRN11
Product: Rrn11p
Exons: 1
Coding region: 216-1682 (488 amino acids)
Biological process (GO): nucleolar large rRNA transcription by RNA polymerase I; transcription initiation at RNA polymerase I promoter
Cellular component (GO): RNA polymerase I core factor complex
Molecular function (GO): RNA polymerase I general transcription initiation factor activity; TBP-class protein binding; RNA polymerase I core promoter sequence-specific DNA binding
Source: RefSeq, a predicted model, not a curated record
GUAUUAAAUCUUGAAUAAUUAUGGUUUCUUUAAAUAUUGUAGAUAUCAAUCACAUCGCGUAUAUAACACAAAAAAAAAAUUCUGAGAUCAAAAAAAUUUCAAAUAUCUGAUAAACAACAAUAACAAGUAACUAGUAUAACAUACCACACGACAAAGUUAAAUGAUAAGGAUAUAGCAUCAGGCCGAGGAAUUUUGAAGAAGAGACAGGAAUAAUUAUGUUUGAGGAAAUCAUACAGCGACGAGAGCAAAAUAGAGUCGCUAAGAAACGAAUCAAACUAUUGUUAUCCAAAUAUUUAACCUUAAAGAGAUAUCAAGAAUUACAAUUACAAAAGCAACAAGAGAAUGGUAAAGUCAAGAAGAGGAAAGGAGGAGAAAUAGUCAAUGCCAAAUUAUUAGAAUACAUCCAUACCGAGUUAGAACGUCAUUUAAAACCAGAUGAGACCUAUGAAAUAUGGCAUGAAUUAAGCAGUGUAAAUGUAAACUUAAAGAAACAACAAGGAGAAGGUAAAUUUGACAAAAAACAACCAGUAGACACUGACAUUGAAGUAUCUACAGAUGGGGAAAGUGAUAUUAAAGUGAAUGAUCUCAUUAAAGAUUUAUUUCAAACUUUUGAUUCAUCUAAAAAUCAUGUUAAAGCAAAUAUACUUUUAACCAUAAAUGGAUUAGAAGUAUUACCAUUACCUAAGAAGAAUGAAGGUCAAAUUCAUAAUCACAUUAAUAACUUAAAGACGUUAUUGCAAUUGAAUAUCUUAAGGAAAAACUGGAAUUUGGCGUAUAAGAUAUAUUGUACAUUAAUCAGAUUCCCUAUAGUUGAUAUCAAAGCUAUUUGGUCGAUUGGGAUUGAAAUAUUGGUCCAACAACGUAAACUUGAAGAAAAAGCUCAAGUUGAUGAAGAGAAUAAACUCACACAAAAGUCAACACUAUUCAAAGAUGAAAGAUUCUUUGAAUGGUUGAUAACAUUUUUCCCUUUGAAUCGAUUUGAUGCUUCGAAAUAUGAUGGUAAGGGAAGUCUUAGAGUUGAGCUGGCUCCAGUAUGGAGAAUGGGUACAUUAACUAAUUCACCAUUAUAUCUUAUCACAGCACUUUGGAAUUUAUUGAUUAAUAAGAAAUAUUCGAGUUUGAAAUCAAAAUUAUUAGAAUUAAUGUUGGAACCACCAUAUAAUGAUGAUGGAACGAUUUAUUUCUUAAUGUGUUUAACAUUAAUAUUUGAAUCGUUUGAAUUAGUAAAAGACAAUGACGCUAAUGGUGGAGAUAAACUGUUCUUGAUAAGUGACUUGGCAGCUGCAAAAGUACAGAUAUUAAAGUAUUUAGAGAAAUGUGAUCAAUUAAAUUUCAAAUAUCCUUCUGUCGUCAGAGAACAACUCUUUAUUCUCUCUCGAUAUGUUGAAGGAGAGACAGAUAGUAAGAUUGGAAUCUUAACAGAUAGUAGUGAAGAUUAUGACAACGACCAAGAUAGUAAAGCUAACGGAGCUAAGAAUAAUUCAGAAAUAGUAUUCUUUAAUUCAGAUCAAGAAGACCUGGAUGAUGAUAAUGAUGAGGCACAAGCAGCAUCUAAUAGCUCAGAUAACAAUAAUAGCAAUAAUGACUACACCCAAAAUUAUAAUGAUAAUAAUGACUUAAACAAAUCACCAAAAGCAAUUAAAAUCCAAAACGAUAUGGAUUUCGACUUUGAUUUUGAAUAAAUAAAUAAAUAAACAAAUUAGCAUUAAUAGACAUUUCAUAGAUUU